AUGUUGACGCAGCUGGUGUGCGCGACUGUACUCUGCUGCCACUUGGUUGCAGCUGCAGUGCGUUAUCCUUCAGCAAAUGCUCGUCAGGAGCGACAGAGUCUCGUACAGUCCUAUAGCAAAGUGCUUAACAAGGAGGAGGGCGCUAUACGUCUAGUGGGAGGACGCACGGAUUAUGAAGGCAACAUUGAAGUGCUGCACAACAAUAAAUGGGGCGCCGUGUGUGACGAUGAGUGGGACGAGGCAGAGGGUCAUAUUGUGUGCCUACAGCUGGGUUUCUCCGGGUUGAGGCGCGUUACUCACAGCGGCUACUUUGGUCCAGCUCGUCGUCGCUACUGGAUGGACAAUCUGUUCUGCCAGGGCCAUGAGCAGGAGGUGACACAGUGCCACUUCGAGGGCUGGGGCAUCAACGAUUGUGAGCCCAGCGAGGCCGCUGGCGUUAUGUGCUAUCCACCACUGGAUGCACCGCAACUGCCAAUAGCAGCUCUACAGGAUGAGCCAGAGUUGCCCAAAUACCCCAUUCAUUCACGGACCCGACUGUAUGUCCGUCUACGUGGCGGACGCUUCCGUAGUGAAGGCCGCGUUGAGGUCCGAUUGAGUGGGGGCCGCUGGGGCAGCAUAUGCGCCGAUGGCUGGUCACUGCUAGAAGCCAAUGUAGUGUGUGGCCAGCUCGGUCUGGGUUACGCGCGCGAGGCAUUCCAAACGGACUUCUUCGGCGGGGCCAACGUCUCGCAGCCCAUACUGAGUGGUAGCGAGUGCUACGGAAAUGAGACAGAGCUGGCCGAUUGCCUGCAUCACGAUCAUGUCCUGGGUGUCAUUAGUUGCCACGGGCUCCGGCAGCAUGUGGCCGCUGUAGUGUGCGAUUUUAAGUCACCGGAUUUGAUUGUGGACUACGAUGAGAUUGAGCGCACUGCGCAUUUGGAAGACCGGCCCAUGCUCUUCAUGCAGUGCGCUAUGGAGGAGAAUUGUGUUUCUAAUGAGGCCUACGAUAUACAGCGUGACGAUCCACAUUGGCGCUAUCAAACGCGUCGCUUACUGAAGUUCACGGCUGCAGCAUUGAAUGCAGGCAAUGCGGAUUUCCGACCCUUUAAGCAAAAGAGCCAAUGGGAAUGGCACUUGUGUCACAUGCAUUACCACAGCAUGGAAGUCUUUGCCACCUUCGACAUUUUCGACUUGCAGGGCCGCAAGGUGGCACAGGGACACAAGGCGUCCUUCUGUCUAGAGGACAGUCAUUGCUUACCGGGCGUUCCAAAGAAAUACAACUGUGCCAACUUUGGGGAUCAGGGCAUUUCCGUAAAUUGCUCAGACGUUUACCUCUUCAACUUGGACUGCCAAUGGGUGGACAUUACAGAAAUGCGAACUGGCUCCUAUAUUCUGAAAAUUGCUAUUAAUCCAGAGUUCAAGGUAGCUGAGAUGCGAUUCGACAACAAUGCCGCUAUUUGUGACUUGCUCUACGCGGAAACAUAUGCUCGUGUUGACAACUGCCGCCUCACACGACCUUGAAAAAGUUCAGUGGGGCAC
Scaptodrosophila lebanonensis is the source of this 1518-nucleotide messenger RNA. It is a transcript of the gene Loxl2, whose product is annotated as lysyl oxidase homolog 3B. Gene Ontology annotation, molecular function: copper ion binding; protein-lysine 6-oxidase activity. The record is from RefSeq and is a predicted model, not a curated record. The coding region runs from base 1 to 1500 and encodes 499 amino acids. The transcript has 4 exons. Gene Ontology annotation, cellular component: membrane. Gene Ontology annotation, biological process: peptidyl-lysine oxidation. Lineage: Eukaryota; Metazoa; Arthropoda; Insecta; Diptera; Drosophilidae.